This is a messenger RNA of Talpa occidentalis (Iberian mole), 2961 nucleotides long. It is a transcript of the gene TTC31, whose product is annotated as tetratricopeptide repeat domain 31. The transcript has 13 exons. The record is from RefSeq and is a predicted model, not a curated record. NCBI's taxonomy places the organism in Eukaryota, Metazoa, Chordata, Mammalia, Eulipotyphla, Talpidae. The coding region runs from base 104 to 1669 and encodes 521 amino acids. Gene Ontology annotation, molecular function: protein binding.
GCUUCUGCCCCUAACAAAGAUGGCUGCCCCCAGGCCCACUCCGCCCCUCCGCGAGUAUCAAAAACGAGACUAUCUUUCGGUUUCGGGUCACUGUUGACGGGAGAUGGCGCCGAUUCCGAGGGCUGUGGGGCGGAUCAAGCUAGACUGCCCGCUGCGGCCCGGCUGCCCGCUAGGGGUCGCUGAUGUCCCCAGACUCUGCAAGGAGUUCGGUCCAGAGGACUACGGCGAGGAGGACAUAGUGGAUUUUCUUCAUCGGCUUGUGGAGAGUGAUCCCCAGGGCCUGCACCGGAUCCAAGUGGAUGGGAGCAGCGGGCGGCUGCAGCUGUGGCACCAUGAUUAUCUCCUGGGCCAUUUCUGUGAUGAGGGGAAAAGGAGUGAACAGAGUGACAGGGGCAAGGGGACUGAGGGACUGGGCACCUAUUGUGGUCUCCGAAAGUCCUUCCUAUGCCCACCCCAGCGGUCUGAGCCCUGCCCUCAAAGCCCCUCUGCCUCUAAAUCCUUCCCCAGUGAUCCAGCCAGCGUGCUUCAGGUGACCAUGCCCCAGAAGCUCCUGCUGACUGAAGAGGAAGCCAACCACCUGGCUGAGGAGCUGGUGGCUGAGGAAGAACGUAUAAAACAGAAAGCUGAGAAGAAAAGGCUCAAGAAGAAGCGUCAAAAGGAUCGAAAGCGACAAGAGCGCUUGGAGCAGAGUGGUGGGGAGCCUAAGGCCAAGGCCAACCCAGAUGGGGAUGGGAGUCCCCCGCCAAGCCCUGGGAACCCAGCCCAGGGACAGAGUGGUGAGGAAGAGGACUUACUGGAUCUGUCUAGCACCUUUGUGUCUCUGGCUUUGCGCAAAGUUGGGGAUUGGCCCCCUAGUACCCACCGAGAAAAAGGAUUGAGCCAGGAGCCCCAAGACAGGAACCCAGGUCCCCCAGAGAAGAUAAGCCAGGAAAAAAGAAGCUCUGCAAGGAAAGAAAACCCCAAGCAGAGUCCUAAGAAAGAGGCACCCCCAGGACUGCUGGCAGUUGCCUUACAGCAGAGCCAGGAGCUGGCAAAGUUAGGUACCAGCUUUGCCCAAAAUGGUUUCUACCAUAAAGCUGUGGUCCUCUUCACCCAGGCCUUGAAGCUUAAUCCCCGGGACCACCGGUUAUUUGGAAAUCGUUCUUUCUGCCAUGAGCGGCUAGGUCAACCAGUGUGGGCCCUGGCUGAUGCCCAGGUGGCCCUUACCCUGCGGCCUGGCUGGCCCAGGGGCCUCUUCCGUCUAGGCAAAGCCUUGAUGGGACUGCAGCGUUUUGAGGAGGCAGCUGCUGUGUUCCAGGAGACUCUGAAAAGUGGGUCCCAGCCUGAUGCAGCGCGGGAGCUCCACUCUUGCCUUCUGCACCUUGCUCUGCAGGCUCAGCAAGGAGGAAUUCGCGUGCCACCUCUGUCGACUGGGCUUCUCCAGCCAUUUCCACAUGCUGAGCCCAGGGCCCCAGGCCUCUUCUCCCUCAGUCACCCUCAAAGCACUGCUCCAAGGGCCCCUGGCCUUUUGUCUCCACCCCUGCAUUAUCCCCCACGUUCCCUGAGCCACUACAACUCGCCCCUCCCUCAGACUCAGAGUAGAAGACCCCAUUCUUUCCAACUCCAGGACUCCUCAAAGGGCUGGGGCACCCUGGGUCUUCGGCCCCAGCAUCUACCUCAGGCCAGAUGAGGGAGGACCUGUCCCUCAUAGGGCAAGGCCAUGUGCGCAUCUCACAGGGAUAGGGGCACUGAGUAAUGGCAGUUUACUGCGUAUUUUGAGCCCUUGGACUCAAACCACAGUCAUUUCUCUCACCAUGGAGACCUUGGGAUUGGGUCCACUGAAACAGCCUUUCUUUGAUUCUCAAGCAGAUAGGCCUCUUCUGGGAGCAGUAAGGGAAAAUGAGAUCCACCAACACUCAAGAAGAGAACUACACAAAAGUUCAGGUUUUCAGACUAUGACAGACCCAGCAGGGAAGAUUUGGGGUUUGCUCUACCUCUUGAUCCUUGGGGAAACUCAUUCACCAUCCAGAAUUCUGGGCCCAAGAAUGGGGUCACAGUGAUGAAUAAGGUGUGAGUCCUUUUCUUUACCUUGAUGAAGGCUCACCUCUUCUUAACUCUAGUUCUUGCCCUAUUUUCUCAGCUCUAGCCCCUCAUGCCAUUUCCUGCCCACAUCUCUAUGCAAUAUGCUGACCUCUCCUAUUCCCAGUGGGCUGGUGUUCACCUCCUCCCAUUGCUAGAAGAUUAACCAAGGGUUUGCAUUUAGGAAGUGCCUUGCCAGCUGCUGCAUGAAGUUAGCAGAACCCAUGCCUAUCCAGGCUCCCCCACUGCUGGCUCACCUGGUGAUGGGGUUCCACAGGUGCCCAGGCUGCUGUCCCUGUGACUGCGCUCCUCCACUCGGACACUGCAUGUUGUAAUUUGCCUCUCCCCAUGAAUUUACUCAGUUUUUCCACCCACAAUCCCUGCUUCACUGCUCCCAGAAAAGGCUACAAUUCUCUACUUCCUGUGUGAAGAUCAUGAUCUCCUUUUGACUUUUCCUGUAAGACCCUACCUAGCAGCUUCCCCUGGCUGAUCCUUCCCUAUCCCUGUGUGGGACUCUCAGCUCAGUUAAAAGUGAAUCUUCAGGGAACUUUUGGGCCUCCUGGAAUGUCUUUCCCAGAGGAACCAUUCAUCAGGACAAAGGAUUCUUGCUGCCCUAUGGGUCUUGCUCAACACCACUCACACCUGGAUAUAGGAGGGGUUGAAGUACCUCCUUUGUGUAGGGGUUCCCUAAAUUCUUCUCAUUGUUCAUAGUGAAAGCCCUUAGAUACUAUAUGGCAUAUAAAGUCUGCCAGUACUAGUUGGGUCAUCUUGGGCAGGUCCUUCAACAUCUGUGCCUCAGUCCUCUCCUCUGUAAAAUGGGGGCUGUAGUGAAGACUGAAAGAGUGUAAGAAAAUCCCUACCAAGUGUCUGGCAUAUAGUGUGUGUUAAAUAAAUUGAUUUUCG